AUGGAAAACUCCGAAGAAAAAGUUAUUAUGACGCCCAAGUGUAAAACACCAACAUCCACUACCAUAGUUGUAGAAAGAAAGGUUGUUGAUACCGAACCGAGUGAUAAAAUACACAUUGCUGGUGGUGAUCACACUGGAAUCAUUAUAAACAAGGAAAAAGUUUAUGAAAACGGAGUGACAGAGCCAUGUCAUGCUCAGUUAGAGUUUUGUGUAUAUCUUGUGUCUGCAGCAACUGGAACUCAUACUCGGGAAGCAAGAGCAUUAAGAUUUUGGUUCAAGCCUGAAGUACCUCGUGACGAGUGUCCUCAUGAGGCCCAAAGCUUUUUCCGUGAACUUGUUAGUCCACAUGAUUUUCCAAAAGAUUAUGUGGGUUUCAUAAAAAAGAUAAUAAAAUUAAUGCAGCAAAAGUACCACCAACUUAAAGUGUUGGAGGUAGAACUAAGACAAGAAGGUAGUGGACCUCCACCACCAGAAUCAAAUGGCGUUAUUACGACUUUUAUUGAAGAUAGUGUUUUGAACCAAACACAAAUUAUAUCGGAGCAAAGAGUGUUGGACAUGAUCGAAAAUGCUUAUCCCAAUCCAUUGACAGUGGAAGAUUUUGUGACGGUUGGAAAAUGGUCAAAGGCAGAAGUAAAAGAUGCCUUAGAGGCGUUAGAAGAAAAGGGCUUAACGAGAUCUAUGUCGGACGGCCUUUACAUACGUCAGCAUAGUAUUGAUACUCAGGUGGUUAAGCAAAUGCCCACACUGCAUUCGUCUCGACAACCAAGCAUUGCGAUCAUCACCGCCUUGUACUGCGAGAAGCAAGCAGUCGACGCCAUGAUGGACAACCAGGAGACCUACGUACGCUAUACAACAGUUGGUGAGUAA
Molecule: messenger RNA, 867 nt
Organism: Parnassius apollo (apollo)
Lineage: Eukaryota; Metazoa; Arthropoda; Insecta; Lepidoptera; Papilionidae
Source: the annotation of a GenBank genome assembly